UCAUCAGAGAGCUGGGCAUGUCUGGGGUCGUAUUCUGGUCUUUAGAGCACGACGAUUUUAACAACCGUUGUGGGAAUGGAAGCUGGCCGCUACUACGGAGUUUGGCCAGAGAACUACCACAAGACAGUUCCCGUGCACCCACAGUUGUACCGAGAGCGAGACCUUCAACUCUUCCCUCAACUGGAAAAGCUACAGCCUCGAGAGUUCCGUCUUCAACUUCCGCUCCUAUCAUUCCUAUUUCCCCGUCCAUGUCUCCAUACUCGACAACCCCUGGCUUCCACACGGACUUCUCCGGCGAAAGGCUAUUUGGAGAGAACGGUGAUGAUAAGGCACAUCCACAUCCCCCCUCGUCAUCAUCUUCAGCAUCAUCUUCGUCUGCUGCUGGGACCGACGCCUUUUCGACAGAGGACGAAGGGUUAAGCGGCACAACAAUGCCCUCAUUUUCGGAUCCAGUCCACAGCAAAUCGAGCCAAAGCGACCCCGAGGCUACAAAUGACAUUGACCCGACGCCGGGAUACCGUCAGUGCAAACUGGCUAAUCUCUUUGGCCCCUCAUUGACGUGCCCAUCAACAAGAGGCAAACCUGGAGACCCCAAAGGAUUUUAUCUUUACUGCUUCUCCGGAUUUUUCGCUAUCGAAUGUCACUGUCUGCCAGGCUACUUCUUCAACCGUUGUUUGCAGCUCUGUGACGUCAACUCCAACUUCCGGAAGUGCCCCAUUGUGCACUAGGAAUCAAUGGUUUCCCCUUGAGAAAAGAGGCAGACGACGAAGGACAAGAAUUGAUUGCACUGGCUACCGAUGUUCAUUUGUCGAAAUGUCGUCAGUGUUUUUGUUUUUUUAAGUAAUACAUUUGUAUACGUUUAUUUAUCAAAAUUUAAUUAAAAGCAUAAUGGAAACUUUUU
Aplysia californica (California sea hare) is the source of this 901-nucleotide messenger RNA. Its product is annotated as probable chitinase 10. Gene Ontology annotation, biological process: carbohydrate metabolic process. The record is from RefSeq and is a predicted model, not a curated record. Lineage: Eukaryota; Metazoa; Mollusca; Gastropoda; Aplysiida; Aplysiidae. Bases 18 to 728 code for a protein of 236 amino acids. The transcript is spliced from 3 exons.